Rangifer tarandus platyrhynchus (Svalbard reindeer) is the source of this 342-nucleotide messenger RNA. The record is from the annotation of a GenBank genome assembly. Lineage: Eukaryota; Metazoa; Chordata; Mammalia; Artiodactyla; Cervidae.
AUGAUGAUACUGAACCCUAUGCCUGGGCCCUCUAGGGUGCCUGCAUGGAAGGCAGGAAGAAGGGGGUUAAACGUGUAUCUGUGUAUCAGCGGAGAUGGCACUCUGGGACUGCAUGUGGACUCUGGCCCAGAUGGCAGAAUCCUCAGCCCGGAAACACUGGACGGGAACGGGCUGAUGUGGGACAAAGCAUCCACAACAGCGUCGCUCAGUCUGAGGAGCAGUCCCGACCUGAAGACCUGGGACUCUUCUCCUUUCUCCUCUGAAAGCAGGGCAGCAUGGCUGGGCCCUGACACUGUCCUUGAGGACUCCCUGGAGGCCCCCACCACCCGCCCAGAUGGCUGA